Phanerochaete carnosa HHB-10118-sp is the source of this 2508-nucleotide messenger RNA. RefSeq lists its product as uncharacterized. The transcript is spliced from 5 exons. The coding region runs from base 1 to 2508 and encodes 835 amino acids. The record is from RefSeq and is a predicted model, not a curated record. Lineage: Eukaryota; Fungi; Basidiomycota; Agaricomycetes; Polyporales; Phanerochaetaceae.
AUGGCUGGACUACCCCCGCGUACGCCUAAACGUUCGCUCCCCAUUCCUACUAUGCCUGAUAUCGGACCAUCCCCGAUUCAAAAAAAGGGUUGCACCAGCGCACCUACAGAUCUUGCCACUGAAGGCCAGAAACACCUCAUGCUCGAUGACCUGCAGGAGACUGUUCCGCAGGUAGACUGGGCGUUCUUCGAGGACAACAUUCUCCCUCCUCUGCCUACCUCCGUUAACUUGGAUGACAUCGUAACCAAUCUGGUGGAGAAGCAAGCCGUCGCACAUAUGCACGGCCAGAUGGUAUGGGCGAAAUUUGAGCUGGGCUCUCCCAAACUCUAUCAAGGUGGCGAGGAUGCUAUCUUUCGCAGAAUGGUGUCAGUUGUCGCCGCAGUCAAGGAUGCGACAGGAGACACGAAGAAGGCCAGGAGGCUGUUUCGUUGCAAUCCCAAUGCAACUCCUACGUCCGAGACCAGGGACAACAACACAAGACCAGACGGCUACUACGUGCGAAACGAUGUGGCCGCGAAAGACAGGAUUCCUCGCUGGAGUAACAUCAUCGUUCCUGCGGAGUUCAAGAUCCACGAUAGACAUGAAGACGUCAAUAGAAACUGGGCGCAAAUCCUAUGGUCACUUAACCACCUGAUGCGAGAAGACCCGACCCGUCGGUUCGCGAUUGGGUUCACGAUCGAGAACACUAACAUGCGUUUAUGGUUCGCCAGCCGGUCCGACGUCUUAGUCUCUUUGCCCGUCAACUUCAUCACGGGAAUCAGGCGCGUAUCCGAGUUCUUCUUGCGCAUAUUCUACGCCGAAGACUAUCAGCUCGGCUUUGACGAAAGUAUGAAACGUCUUGAUACUCUCGAUGCUUCGGGACGUGUCCAGUACGACAUUCGAGUCAACGAGACGAUGUACCGAACUCAGCGGCUCGUCUCCUCCAUAGGCGUCGAAACGAUUCGCGGUCGAGGCACGCGCGUAUGGGAGGUGAAGGAGCUGGACGGGCACGGGAAGGAAAAGCCGGGCUCCGUCAUCGUCAAGGACUCAUGGGGAGACAAGAAGAGGCGUCGAGAAGAGGACAUCAAUAAGGACAUCCGCGACACCGAGACUAUCGACGAACAACACUCGCAGGUGCUCAAUGGAUGCUUACUCACUUGUCUCAAUUCCUGGGACGUCACGGUCGACACAUCCACUGGCCGGAAGAUUGACAGCACUCGCGAGGUUAUGUUCUGCGGGAACGACCCGACAUACCUUGACACGGUCAAGGUGAAGAAGGAUCUCGAUGCGAGUAAGCGGGUUGCCCCGAAACUCCCGGCACAAGGAACCUUGUCGCAGUUGAGUACGAUUGAGCCUAGUCGCUUCGUGUACGGCGAGAAGAUUUAUCAUCGCGUCGUAUUUGCGGAGGUGGGCACAACGAUCAUAGAGGCGCAGACCCUCUCCCAGGUCUUCAAAUUUUUAUCCAAUAUUGCCAUAGCUCUUUAUGGCCUUCACAGCGCCGGCUGGGUCCACCGCGACAUCAGUGCCGGUAAUAUCAUCAUACACGAGAAGGACGCGAAGCUCGGGGAUGUGGAAUAUGCGAAACAAGAAGCUGAUGACACCCGUCACGAUGUGCGGACGGGCACUGUGUUCUUCAUGGCGGCCGAAGUGGACAGUGGCGAAUACCUCCUUCUCGCUCAGCCGAACCGUACCGGAUUGGUUCCCAUUCCGGAAGGAAAUAUCAUCGAACCGAAACGACGGAAAACAUUCAGGCUACCUACUUUCAGCGAUGAACAGAAGCCCGGACCUUCGCACGGACCAGUCUGCGAGCCAGCCGACAUGCCACAGCAGCCCAAGAUAAUAUUUAAGCAUAAUCCUCUGCACGAUCUGGAGUCGCUGUUCUGGCUAGCAGUGUACCUUGUUCUCUGCACAGUGCUCGAGCGGCCCCCUGACACCUUGGAGGGCGACUGGCAGAAGUAUACAGAUGCACAUGACAAGCUCGCCGCGGAGCUCUUCCAUGACAUUGUCGCGAGAAUCACCGUCGUGACCACCGACUGGGGCUUCGCGCCCAGGCUGAAUGGCCUCCACCCGCGCGUCCGCGCGAUCUGCCAGGAGCUUGAGGUCGUCCGUUCGGCGCUGACGCAGGCAUACAAGUUGGCCGAGCGUGACCCGUCCUAUCUCACCUUCGAAGCGAUCAUGUCCAUCGAGCUGGCGCUGCCCUCGGACCCAGAAACUUCCAUGCCCCUGCACCACCUGUUCGCGUCUCAGUUCUGGUCGAUCUCUGGCCAGCUUGGCGGAGAGCACGACAUCAAGUUUGAGAAGCGUCUCAGCCUCUCUGGACAGAGGCAGCUGAUGGAAGCUCUCCUGGCCAAGGAGACUGCGACAAAAGUCUCCGGCUCGCGGGCCGGUCAGGACGUCGAGUCAGAAGAGUCGAGCCGUCCACGGAAAAAGACCAAGGUUCUCAACCCGGCUGCUCGCGAAGCGUCCGAACGAUAUAGACAGAGGCUCCGGAAGCCGGGGCCUGUCAGUGCGAAUGCGGUCGGGUUGUGA